This is a messenger RNA of Rotaria socialis, 2811 nucleotides long. NCBI's taxonomy places the organism in Eukaryota, Metazoa, Rotifera, Eurotatoria, Philodinida, Philodinidae. The record is from the annotation of a GenBank genome assembly.
AUGGACGAAUUUCAGAAAUUUCCUGAACCGGAUAAUCCUACUAAUGCAUUUUCAUCGCCUGCACAUAUCGAAUCUGAAGCACCGGAUUCGAAGAGUACACUUGAAAAACUUCAAUCAAUAGAAGACGAUCUCAAUACGAUAAAAAACAUAUCUCAUCACACAAUCGAGAGUAAUCACGAUGCACAAGAGCAUACUUUUCAGAAUGAUAUCAAUCAGGAAAACAGCUUUUCCAUCGAUGAAUUAAUAAUAUCUUUCGAUGAUAACAAUGAAAUAAUGAAUAAAAAAUUAAAAUAUCUAGAGCUCGAAUGCGAAAGAGCUCAACAAAUAACGACACAUUUUCAAAAUCAAUUAAUUUCUCUGAAAAGUGUCGGUGAAAAAUUAGGUCGAUUUUGUCAUAGCUGUCGAUCUCUAAUUGUUUCUGCUAUGAAUAUUCGUCAAAAUACAAGCAUGUUCACUUGCCACGAAUUUGAAAUGUUGACAUUGUAUGCGCCGGAUUCAAAUUCUAUCACAUCCGAUAUUACUGACGCACUACUUGACAGACGAUCCGAUGAAAAUCUCGUAGAUAAUUAUAAGCAUCGACUAGAAUUUUCUCGUUCAAUAAUGAAUCUGUUUAAACAAGCCACUAAACUUCGACUGAAAAUCUCGACGUUAAAUGAUAUUUUAAUGAAAUCCGUUCUAUCGAAAAAUGAAUGCUUUAAUGAAAUCGAACAAACGCUGCGUUUACCAUCGAAUAUAUUUAAUAAAAAUCCUCUAUACGAACUAUUUCUCUAUGAAAUCACAACGGCAACUGUCAAACAAGAUGUUUAUAUUCGUUGUCUCCGUGGAGAAUUAACGCACAAUGACAUACACAUUAGUUGUACCGAAAAUUCAAAACAUUUACUAUCGCAAAUGGAUUAUAACGCAUGUGAAAAAUAUUCGCACAUAUUCGAUAUUGAAUUCAAACGAGCGAUUACGUCUAUUGAUCAAUUAACUAUAGCAUUACCUUGCUGUGCCUUACCUGAUACACUGCUGCAAUCGCAACAAAAAAUUUACGUUCGAUGCAAGCGCAUCAUGGAUCCAUUAAUUCAUAUUCCGGCAAACAUAGAAACAUACAAUGAUGUUUCCUAUGCUGUCUUUCGUAUCUCACAAUCGUUGGGAGCGAUUUCUGUCGAAGCUGCUCUUUUCUAUCCAUUUGAAGUGUUACACGUAUCGCCUGACAGUUCAUCUUCUGUCUAUACAAGUGAAUAUUCAUCGAUAUUUCAUAUUGAAACGCCUAAAAAUUAUUUCACUCGUCCUCCACGAAUUCGUAUAAUACCAUUCAACAAUGAACUAAUUCGAUGUAUGACUGCUCUAAAAAGUGAAGAUCAACUGUUGGCUUCAUCGGAUUUAAUAGAAUUUGAAUGGUAUAAAGAAUCGAAAACCGAAGGCAUCAUAACUAUGACAGUUCAAUUGACUCGAUAUUUUAAUGUAUUCAAUGAAACAGAUGAUGACCUACAGAAACGUCGCCGAAAAGCUCAACAAAAAAUUCUUGUACAGCGUAGAAAAUUUGAACAAGAAAAAUACGAUGAAGCUGGCGGCUCAUUAAAUGCAACCCCAACAUCAACGAAUCGAUUGAAUUCACCGUCGGUGAUGUCCCAAUUGCCAAGUAUAGCAGCUAUUCUCGACCAAGUGAAGAUAAAUAAUCAAGAAAAUCUUAUUAAAACAAAAUUUACUAUCAACCGGGAGGAUAUUUCUCAAGCGGGAACAUCGAAAAAGUCACCAUUCAAUUGGAAACUUGAUGGUUUUAAAAAUGAAAAUGCUCCUAUUAUAUUACUUGGUUAUAAAAAUCGAAAAUGGAAAAAUUGUAAUAAUUUCGCCACUAUUGCACGAAUAGCUGAUAAAGACAUUUACAUGAUCAAUUUAACAGCACUACUCGAUCGAAUCAUUCUUAUUCGUUGUUGGCCGGAAUCAACGAAUGAAGGAAAAUUUGAUAAAUUAGCCGAGAAUCUUUGGUCAUUAACGUCAGCAAAAUUAUUUUCUUGUGUUCUAGCUCGAGAUCCAUCAUGGGCUAAUUCGUUUGGUCAUUAUGCACUUAUGAUUGUACCGGUGCAAGAUCAACGAUUAGCCGAAGAUAUUCUUCGCAAACGAAAUUAUACCGAAAAUAUUUUUGACGAACAUUUAUUUAAUGAUAGUGAGAGCAAAACACAAUUACAGAAAAUAAAUCAGCAUCAAUCACAUCAUUCAUUAUCAAUACGGAAUUCAUUUCGGAGCAACGCAAAAUAUGUUCAAUUUUGUCUAUCCGAAGGAGCUUGUGUAAGAAUUAGACCUAUGGGUAAUAUUGACGUGCAUGAAAAGGUCGAUUUAAGUUUUCGACUACACGCUCGAUAUCCUGUUGUUGUUGAAUUCGACAUUUAUCCAAUUGAUAUUUAUCGUCAAAAGACCGAUGAUGAUUUUAUUGGAACACUCAAUCUCUACGAAAUAAAUGCACAUAACACCACUGUUGGAUCGACGAGUAGUACACUUACCGCGACGGUUGUCUCUUCGAGAACGUCAUCGGAUUUGAAAGAUAUUGACACAACGGAUAGUAUACCAAAUAAUUCAUCGCCACGAGUGUCUUUCAGUGGGCCGGAAACAAUAAGUAAUACUGGAGGUACAAGUGGCCGAUCGGGCUUUGAACGGUUAACAGCUCGGGAUCUUAAUGAUGCAAAUAUUAUAUGUGCUAUUCGUAUUCGCUUACCGAAAGCUGCUUUUCAAUUGCCAUCUUCACAAUCGCAAAUGAUUCCAUUUAGUGUACCGAACUUUUUUACGGCAAGACAAUCACCGUCAAUUGCCUGGCUAAAUAUUUUUUGUUAA